AGUAGUCAUCCAGGAGCUAGCAACAGCAUCUUUCGACUAGCUAUUCAAUAAGCUAAAAGCUAGCAGUCUAAAUAUACUACAAUUUCCCUUUCGGUACUUAAUUAAUUUGUGUUAUUGAAAAGAGUGCUUCGCAUCAAUUCCGAAAAGUCAUGGCAGCGGAUUGGCUGGGUAGUUUGGUGUCAAUUAACUGUGGACCAACACUGGGAGUCUAUCAAGGAGAGGUGGUGUCUGUGGACCAGUCCAGCCAAACCAUCUCCUUAAAACAACCUUUCCAUAAUGGAGUCAAGUGCCCUGUUCCCGAGGUCACGUUCAGUGCCAUUGACAUAAAGGAACUAAAGAUUUUAGAUAUCAGAAAAGGCAAUGCUAGGAAUAGCUCUUCUACGAAGGUAAGCAGUGUUCCAGUUGCAGUCCCAAAGGGUGACCCCAGGCCUGUGGAGAAACUCAACUCUCCUCAGCACUGCUCCAAAAGCUAUGGAGAACGUCACCUGGACAUACCCGGCCAGCCAAAAGGAUUUCGUCAAAGACACAACUCCUGGUCAUCUAGUAGCCGAGGGGCAAACCAAGCAACACCGAAAAAGAAUGGGGUGAAAAAUGGUCAGAUGAAGCACAGAGACGACGAGUGUUUUGGGGAUGGCAUGGACGACGGGCUGGAUACAGACUUUGAUUUUGAAGGAAACUUGGCUCUUUUUGACAAAGCAGCAGUUUUCUCAGAAAUCAACACAUCUGAGCGCCGCAAUGGUGCAAGGUCGCGUGGGACGCCCCAAGAGCAGACCCCUUCACGGUACCGUCAUGAUGAAAACAUCCUGGAGGCCAAACCUAUUGUGUACAGACAGAUUACUGUACCGCAGCCUGGGGCCAAAGAGUACUGCACUGACUCUGGGCUCGUUGUACCCAGUAUAUCCUAUGAACUACACCAGCGUCUGUUGUCAGUCGCUGAGCGUCAUGGUCUCUCACUGGAGCGAAGGCUUGAAAUGACUGGAGUGUGUGCAAGUCAGAUGGCACUUACAUUGCUGGGAGGGCCCAACAGAUUGACUCCAAAAAAUUUACACCAGCGUCCCACAGUGGCUCUGCUGUGUGGCCCUCAUGUUCAGGGUGCUCAGGGCAUCAGCUGUGGUCGUCACCUGGCCAAUCACGAAGUGGAGGUCAUCUUGUUUCUGCCAAACUUUGUCAAGAUGCUCGACUCAGUCACCAGCGAGCUCACACUCUUCAACAAGACUUGUGGAAAACAGGUGUCAAGCAUGAAAGACCUUCCAGACACCCCAGUAGACUUAAUCAUAAACUGCCUGGACUGCCACGAGAACACAUUCCUGUUGGAUCAGCCUUGGUACCAAGCAGCUGCAGACUGGGCUAACCAGAACCGAGCGCCAGUACUCAGCUUAGACCCUCCUGGUAGGGGACAGGGGCAGGCUGUGGAGGCCAAGUGGUCUCUCUCUCUUUGCCUCCCCCUUCCCCUGGCUGAGGGAGCUGGCAGGGUUUACCUCUGUGACAUAGGUAUUCCUCGCCAGGUGUUCCAGGAAGUGGGAAUCAAGUACAUUUCUCCUUUUGGCUGCAAAUUUGUCAUACCCUUGCACUCUCCAUAAUGGGACUAAUGGUCAACAUCCCUCCAUGCCCGUGUGGGUUUCGGCACCUUGUAUUCCAGAGUUCAUCCAUCAAGUUUCUAACUCAUCAACAUGUGAAUGGGACCACUGUUUGGUACAUUAGUUCAACCAGGACUAAGUGCAUGUGGGUGGGAUAGGAAAGAGCUUUAUUGAAAAAGUAAAUGUGUUGACCAUCAGAGCAUUCAGCAAUUAUGUAGAUACCAUUGUAUUUACAUGAUAUUACAAUAUAUUUGGAAGAUAGAUUUUUCAGAAAAAUACAGCUGAAGUGUCAAAAAUAAUACCACAUAGUCUUCAGUAGUUUUAGAUUGAAUAAGACAAUAUCUGAUUUAAAAUGGAAACAUUUAUUAAUGUCUCUGUAAUCUAACCUCAUUUCAAAACCAUCGGUUGAAUGAAAUGGAGAUCCACCAUAUGAUACAUGCAAAUGUAUUGUUAUUACUAUAAUCUGGAUGAGACAACAAAUCCAAUUUGCAUUGGUGUUACCAUUGCUAAUGGCUUGGUUUAUAGCCUGCCAUACUCUUCAGCACUCUGUUACUGUUGUCUUAUGUUUUAUUAGGAUAGAAAAUCCAUUUAUAUUCCAUUUGAUAAGUUGACACAGCAUGCAAAACCUCUAGCAAUCUUGACUUUUAAUGAAAAACCUUUGCUAACUAAAUUUUGUCACAAUGGGGAGCCAAAGUCAUGCCCGGGCUAGCCUCUGUUCCACUAGCUUCUGUAAGUCAAUGCAUUCAACAUUUAUUUUAUCGGUUACGUCAAGACAAUUUGCCAUCCACUACUGCAGUUGUUAUAAGCAGUUGUUACAGUAACAAAGUUAAACACUUACUAUGUGAGCAUAGAAAAAUCUACUGCUCCCAUGAACGAACUACAAGCGCGGGUACUUCGGUCAUUGUAACUUGGUUUCGUCCAUAUCCAUAAAACGUGUGUAAAGGCCGCUAAAAACAAAUAUUGAAUAAUAAAAAUAAAAAACUACUGGCCUUGUCUAAACUCUUGAAGCGAGCCACACAACAUACUGUUGAGAAAGACCGUUCGAAAGCUAGAUUUUUAGUUAUGACUAUAGAGUAGUAACACAUGCCAAUGAGAUUUUGAAUGACAUUUUCUGGGAAUAAAACCCAGAAAGAAGUUGCAGUUUCACUUUGGCUAACUUUGGCUCUCUGUUAUAUGUGUUAAAGGACCAUACCAGAGUGUUUGCAUGUUUCAGUUCCUUGCAAAUAUUUUU
Molecule: messenger RNA, 2808 nt
Organism: Perca fluviatilis (European perch)
Lineage: Eukaryota; Metazoa; Chordata; Actinopteri; Perciformes; Percidae
Gene: edc3
Product: enhancer of mRNA decapping 3 homolog (S. cerevisiae)
Exons: 7
Coding region: 150-1580 (476 amino acids)
Biological process (GO): P-body assembly; deadenylation-independent decapping of nuclear-transcribed mRNA
Cellular component (GO): P-body
Molecular function (GO): mRNA binding
Source: RefSeq, a predicted model, not a curated record